Messenger RNA from Oppiella nova, 399 nucleotides. Lineage: Eukaryota; Metazoa; Arthropoda; Arachnida; Sarcoptiformes; Oppiidae. The record is from the annotation of a GenBank genome assembly.
AUGGAUAUGUCAGACCUGGUUAACGACCCACUGGUCAAGUUUCAAAGAGCUUUUUACAUACCGUUGAUUAUAUUAAUAUGGGGAGCGGUUCCCACGUAUAUACCCUAUUAUCUAUGGGGUGAGUCCCUUUGGAAUGCCUGGUUUGUUUGUGUUAUGCUCCGGUACACCGGGGUGUUAAACUUGACCUGGUGUGUUAAUAGUGCUGCUCAUAUGUAUGGAAUGAAGCCAUACGAUGGUAGUAUAGUACCGGUUGAGGCGGAUAUGAGACACUUUUUAGUAGGCGAAGGCUUUCAUAAUUAUCACCAUACAUUCCCCUGGGAUUACUCGGCCUCUGAGUUGGGUUGGAUGGACGCCUUCAAUCCUGCGACGGCUUUCAUCGACGCGUUUGCGUCCAUUGGA